Molecule: messenger RNA, 888 nt
Organism: Scedosporium apiospermum
Lineage: Eukaryota; Fungi; Ascomycota; Sordariomycetes; Microascales; Microascaceae
Exons: 2
Coding region: 1-888 (295 amino acids)
Source: RefSeq, a predicted model, not a curated record
AUGCAGCGACAAAGGAGUAAGAGGGUGAAGUUCUCGUCGUCGGACGACGAGUACGAUGGGUACAUGACCUAUCGACCUCUUUCCAAUCUUCCCACACCGCCACCAUCGUUGAGGUCCUCGGCAGCGCAGAGUCCCAAGAAUCCGUUGGAAGACGGAGAGCGGUUAAAGCCCAGAUAUCUAGGGCCUGCCAUCCACCUCGUCAACCUCAUCCCAGCCGCCGCCUCUCUCGCAACACCCUCCGUCCCCCUCGUCCAAGCAAUCCUCAGCCGCGCCAACCUCCCCCUCGAAUCCAUCGCCCUCGCCGUCUGCGUCCUCGACGCCCUCGACAACCGCUUCGCCCUCUCCUGGCGGCUCUCGUGCCCCCUAACCUCCGUUCCCACCUUCCCCUCCUCCUCUUCGAACAAGCGGCACACCCUCCCGAGCAGCCCGCGCGAGCAGCAACUCCACAUCGACUCCGUCUACCCCGAACUCAUCAUCCUCGCCGCCCUCACCAUCGCCGUUAAGUUCCUCGACGACCCGCACUCGUCGACGAGGUAUUACUGCUCUGCGUGGGGCGGGGACAUCUGGUCGUGUCGGCAGCUUAAUGUUACGGAGAGGUGUAUUAUGGAGAAUCUGAACUAUCGCAUCCUGCCGCUUUGCGAGGACGAUUUGCUUACGGAUGCCAUGGUGGAUAUGCAGCUUGCUGUCAGGCAGGGGGGGUUCUAUCGCGAGGAGAAGGAUUUUCGGCCCGAGGCGAGUGCGUAUCUGAGUCCGGCUGACGACUCGGGUGAAGAUGACGCGGGGGAUGAAGAGGAGGAGGAGCGUGAGGGCCUGUAUGACGGCAGGCGUGGGAGGGCGGUAGUGGGGUUGGGUCUCAAUCUGACGCCAGCUGAAACACCUCGGUCAUAA